AUGCUCCCUCAUUAAAAUAUAUAUUUAACAUAUUAGAUACUCCUAUAUCUGUGUCCUCAUAGGAAUAAUAUAUGGUUGAAACUAUAACCAAAAAAAGAUUCAAGAAUGGUCGUGCAGAAUAUGAAAUAAAAUGAUAAGGUUAUUCUGAAAAUGAAAAAACAUGGGAACCUAUUGAGAAUCAACUAUCUGUUAUGA
Messenger RNA from Paramecium pentaurelia, 195 nucleotides. NCBI's taxonomy places the organism in Eukaryota, Ciliophora, Oligohymenophorea, Peniculida, Parameciidae. The record is from the annotation of a GenBank genome assembly.